This is a messenger RNA of Falco peregrinus (peregrine falcon), 1224 nucleotides long. It is a transcript of the gene TRUB1, whose product is annotated as TruB pseudouridine synthase family member 1. Gene Ontology annotation, cellular component: mitochondrion. Lineage: Eukaryota; Metazoa; Chordata; Aves; Falconiformes; Falconidae. The record is from RefSeq and is a predicted model, not a curated record. Gene Ontology annotation, molecular function: pseudouridine synthase activity; RNA binding. Gene Ontology annotation, biological process: tRNA modification; mRNA pseudouridine synthesis.
CCGGCGGGCUGGCGGCCCUGCUCGGCGGGGCCUGCCGGGAGCAUGGCUGCCAGGGAGGCGGGCGGCGUCGUGCUGGGCAAGGCCGCCGACAAGCUCUUCUCGCUGAGCGGGCUGUUCGCGGUGUACAAGCCCAAGGGGCCCACCUCGGCCGGCGUGCUCAACAUCCUAAAGGAGAAGCUGCUAGCAGAAGCUGGUGUGCAAACAAAUGGGAACAAAAGAAAUCAAGUUUUGAAAAUUGGACAUGGUGGAACUUUGGACAGUGCAGCAGCAGGAGUUCUGGUGGUUGGUAUUGGAAAAGGAACUAAAAUGCUGAAAACUAUGUUGGCAGGUUCCAAGAAAUACACUGCUAUUGGACUAUUGGGCAAAGCUACUGAUACGUUAGAUGCUACAGGAAAAGUAACUGAAGAAAAACCUUAUGACCAGAUAACAAAAGGAGAUCUUGAAAAUGUGCUGCAAAAGUUCACAGGGGACAUAAUGCAGGUUCCUCCACUCUAUUCUGCUCUGAAGAAGGAUGGAGAAAGGCUAUCAACUCUAAUGAAGAGAGGAGAAGCAGUUGAAGCAAAGCCUGCUCGGCCAGUGAGAGUGUACAGCCUCUCUCUCCAACAGUUCCAGCCACCGCUGUUCACACUGGAUGUCGAAUGUGGUGGUGGCUUUUAUGUCAGGAGUCUGGUCAGUGACAUUGGCAAAGAACUUUCUACCUGUGCCACUAUGCAAGAGCUGACCCGAACCAAACAUGGACCAUUUACGCUAGAGGAGCAUGCCCUUUAUGAAGACAAAUGGACAAUUGAUGAAAUUGCACGAUCCUUAGAGCACUGCACGUCUCUUCUCCCAGGAGAGCCAUCUCAUAAAAAAUUGAAGACAGAGCAUCCUGGUGAAACUGCUGUGAGCUGUAAGAUAAGUGAUAAGUUGGGUCAAGGAAAAAGACUGAAUGAUUGAGACAUUUUAAGAUUGGAUUGGGAUUGUCUUGCCUCCUGUGUAAAUCUAUAAGUCUGUACGGGAAAAGUGACAAAUGGCAGUGCAAGAAAAAUGGUUCUUUUGUUUUCGGGGUUAGAACAUGCACUGAAAAUGUCCAGCACUUGCUGUUUCCCGAUCUGUGUAUUUUCCUUUCUGCACACCAUGAAUGGAUCUGCCACUGAUGUCAAAUCUUCAUAAACUUUUAAAGAACUUGUAGGGUGCAAUAUAGCUGCCGUUGCUGAUUCCUCAAUAAAAAGUUACAAACAUUAA